Molecule: messenger RNA, 1792 nt
Organism: Astyanax mexicanus (Mexican tetra)
Lineage: Eukaryota; Metazoa; Chordata; Actinopteri; Characiformes; Acestrorhamphidae
Gene: shisal2a
Product: shisa like 2A
Exons: 3
Coding region: 164-652 (162 amino acids)
Source: RefSeq, a predicted model, not a curated record
CUCAGUAAGAAGUUCGUUGGUGAAAGUAAUCAUUAGAAUAACGCGAUUAAACCCUGAAUAAAGAUCAGAACCGGAUUAAUAAAGUGAGUGUGAACUCCGGCGGCGGAUCAGGGGCGGCUGUGAGGGAGAUGAACCGCCGGGAGAGGCGGGUCUGUCCGGUAGGAUGAGCGCGGUGUGCUCGGGUUAUUACACCCCGGAGAAAGCGUUCGUCCGCGGCUUCACCUGCCCGAAACCCGGCGGGGACCAGCGGGCCGCCUUCUGCUGCGGAUUUAACGAUAUUAAAUACUGCUGCGACGAUCCCAACAGCUUCUUCCCCUACGAGUAUGGAUACAUGUGGUGGCUAAGUGUUGGGGCUCUGGUGGGUCUCUCGAUUGCUGCGGUGGUCCUGCUGGCGUUCCUCGUGACGGUGUGUGUUCUCUGCUACCUCUUCAUCGCCACCAAACCCAGCCGGCUGGACAGUGGCCUUCCCCUCAGUGCUCCCGGACCAGAACCAAGUCCUGAGCCCAGCCAUGCCAGUGGACCUCAGGGUUUCCGCCGAAACUUUCCCAACAGAAAACUGGACUGUGCCAAUCAACCGGCCGAGCCUGAGCGCCUCUUCCAGCGCUGCUUCCUGGCCACCGUCGGCCGGGUGAACGCUGAAGGUCCUACAUAGGAGAUCUUUCUUUCUUGCUGUUCCUCAGGAAGCUUCUGGAGAUUUUAAAGGAUGUCUAGCAGGAUGACCAACCGUGAAACAUCAGAAAGGACUGAGAUACAGAGUGAGAUGAUUAAGGGUUUCCAAAGUGAUUCCAAAGAUGUGUGGAUAAUUGGUCACCAAAAUACCAGAAGGUCAGUGGAAGCAGACGGUGGUUGAUGAACUAUCGGCUUUAAAGCUUUUGAGAAAAGACACUCAUCAGGUUCCCUGUUAUUUUUAGCAGGAUGUGUCCUGCCUUUGUGGCCUUCGAGCCAAAAAUGAGUCAUGCUCUGCAGAGCCUGCUCAGGUAGAAUCCUACACCUUCUUUAAGAAGAAGUUAAUUCUAAACUGAAACUGUGGUACUAGGAACCAACAUCAGCUGACAUGGAGUUUUUGAAUAUUUUUUUGUCUUUGGGAUGAACGAUAAACAGACUGAACAAGGAUUUGGUCUAAAAUUUGAUGUGGUUUAGUGUGGGAUUUAUCCAAACUCAUAAUUGAACCUACCACCACCAUGUGUCUACUGAGGUUUAAAUAUAAUUAUAAUAAUAAUUAUAAAGAGAAGUGGCAAAUCUGAACAUGUAUAUCUUCAUUGGUUUUGAGUAUUUUGCUUAAAAAACAAUUGUGAACCCACAAAAAACAUUAAACCAAUUAUUCAUAACCAUUUACCCCCCAUCACUAUUGCACUAUUGUCUUCUGUCUCACAAAUGUCCUUCUGUCUACUGUGUCCUUGUUGUAUUGUACAUAUAGUGUCUCCUCCAUUCUUUUAUAUUAUAUAUCUAUUUUCUGUACUUUCUGUCAUUUUUGGGAAGGAGAGUAACAUUAUUUCAAUUCUCUGUAUGUCCUGUACAUAUGCAGUAUUGACAAUAAAACUACUUGACUUGACUUGAUACAGCUCUGAAAAAAUAAAAAUAAAAAUAAGAGACCACCUAAAAAUGAUGAGUUUUUGAUUUUACCAAAUUGAAAACCUCUGGAAUAUAAUCAAGAGGAAGAUGGAUGAUCACAAACCAUCAAACCACCAAACUGAACUGCUUGAAUUUCUGCACCAGGAGUAAAGCAGCAUAAAGUUACCCAAAAGCAGUGUGUAAGACUGGUGGAGGAGGACAUGAUGCCAAGAUACAUGAA